Messenger RNA from Lycium ferocissimum, 3033 nucleotides. RefSeq lists its product as uncharacterized. Gene Ontology annotation, cellular component: nucleus. Bases 1 to 2883 code for a protein of 960 amino acids. The transcript is spliced from 3 exons. Gene Ontology annotation, biological process: DNA replication; mitotic DNA replication checkpoint signaling; response to ionizing radiation. Gene Ontology annotation, molecular function: chromatin binding. The record is from RefSeq and is a predicted model, not a curated record. NCBI's taxonomy places the organism in Eukaryota, Viridiplantae, Streptophyta, Magnoliopsida, Solanales, Solanaceae.
AUGGCGGAACCAAUAGAUUACUCUAGAACCCAGCGAAUAGUCCUCCUCAUAGAUCUACAUCCACUUCUCACUUUCCAAAACCCUAACCACUACCUCAAUUCCAUACUCGCUACCUCCACGCGCCUCCUCACUUUCCCAUCUCUACGCAACUCGCUUUUCGCUUUCAAACUUUACUUCUCAUCACUUUCACCUCUCCGUUCCACCUCAGCACUAAACCACCUCCACGCGCCUCCUCUCUCCGUCGCUUUCAAUCACCCUGCUCAAACCCUAAAUUCGAUCACCGAAACCCUAAAUUCGAUCUCGAUACCAAUUACGGAAUUAGAGGUGAAUUGUUCUAAGGCUUGUUAUACUGCUAGUUCGUUGUUACAGCUGGUACACGAGUAUGUUUGGGAGACUGAUAUAGAGAGUCCUCCAGGUAAGUUAACUGGUGAGAUUAUUCCCAAGGUAUCGAGGAAUUUGGUUAUUUUGUUUUCGCCUAUUUGUAGAUCGUUGAGUGAUGUAGGUGAAUAUAUGAAUGUGGAUGUGAAUUCUGAGAGUUUUAAGGAUUUUGAAGGGUUUAAGGUUAAAUUUAGUGAGAUUUUUGGUGUUUUGAGGAAUACUUUUGAAAAUAGAAAUAUUCAUUUUAGUUGGAUCGACGUGAAAGAUGAAAAAAAGGAUGAUGAUGGUGGUGAAUGGUUGCCCAUGUUGGAGAAUGGAAUUAGGAGUUUUGAUUGGGGGAUUAGUUCGACUGAUAACGUUGUUUUAGGUUCCGCUUUGAUUCCAUUUGGCUUGAUAUAUCCUGAAAUUGGGCUGUCGUUUGAUAUUCUGAGAAGUACUGGUUCAUCUGUCAGAUGUUCGGCGCAGCUGAAUCUUGAGAUUGUUGAUGUGAAUGGGAAGCCUUUGGAAUGUAAGUUUUGUGAUCUUGAAUUGGUUAAUCCGACGACUUUGCCUAAGCUUAGAUCUGAAGAUAUUCUGAAUACGUUAGGACUUGGAGACGAGCGAAAUAAAGGGUGUGAUCAAGAAGAUACAUUUUGGUCUUGUUUUGGUGAAGGCUCGGUAAAUAUCUGUAUCAAGGCUGUGAAGAAGUGUGAUGUAGGAGAAAAGAUUGAAGGAUGCUCAUCUAGUUAUGUUCUAGUGCAGGAGUCUGCCAGAUGCAAAACUAAAUAUUGUAAUGGUGCUUGUGUGGAUGGAGUCCUUGAUGUAUUAUUUGGAGAAAAGGGUCAACAUGCGCUAGGAAAUUUCACAUUCGUGUGGAAAAUUCUUCUCAGUUUUUUGUAUAAAGAAAGCUAUUGGGCUUUAGUAACUGUAUCAAAUAGCAAUGGAAGUACAAUCACGGGUGUUCUAAGGCCUUUGACAGCGGAAUUGGCUCUUCUUUCAAGAAUAGAAAGUGGUCAUAAUGUAAAAAAAGAAGAUAAUUACGGAUCAAUCUUAAAACAGAUGAAUGACAUGAUCUGUGGCAGCUCUAAUGAAAUGAAUGACUCACAGCAGUUGAUUGGAUCCCAAACUGACUCUUCAACGUCUGCCAAUUGUGAACCACUAGGGGAUGGGAAAAGAAAAAAGAACAAGAAGUGUUCAACUCGGGAUUUGUCUCGGAGUUCAUUCCUCAAGGCAGCAUUUGAGUGUAAUGAUUUUGAAUUGGUAGAGGUUUGUUUAGCCAGGCAUAUUGAGAAACCAAAGAAGCUGAAGUUCUUGAAGUGCUGGAUGAAACAAAUCAAGAAGUCCAGCACCUCCUUGCUAACGGCCUCAGAUUCAUGUGAAAGACAGCAGGAACAGCCAUUCUCUAAACAUUUUCCCUCCGAUUCAAGCCUCAUACUGGAGGGAGAUGCACAGCUUUUAUGCUCAGAAACUGCAGAAGCCUUCUUCAAUAAUCUACCAAAGAAAAUCCAGCAUGCUCUACAAUCUGGAAGAGACUUGCACACUUUAGCAGAGCGACUAGUGAAGUCAUCAAUACAUGCAUUAUCCAAAAAGUAUGAGAAAGAUGACUAUAUAGGAGGUGAAUCCCAAAUUCCAAAAACAAAUGAUUCGUAUUGCAAGACUGUCCUUCCUGAACUUAUGAAGAUCCUACUAAGAAAGCCCAAAGAAAUGAAAGAGAAGCUGAAGCAUGAUAAUCCCUCUGAAGUAUCUGAUUUCAGUUCAAUCUCAGAAAAUAUUGUUCGAGAAUUUGAACUGCAGAUAUUGCUUCGGAUGGAAAUCCUUGGAUCAACCGUUUCUGAGAGUACUAAGGAGUCCUCCAAGCAGAAGCUGGUUAAAGAGAUCUGCUCCUUUUUGGAGAUCAUCCAAUAUCUUGUCGAAGGAGGCAUUCAUGGUCAUGUUAGCCUAUAUGAUUAUGUUGAACGCACUAUUCGGUUAAGGUACCAUAACAUCAUCGGAGAUGUUGUCAAUAGAAUUUAUACAGAAAUGGAUCUACUUCCGUUCGGUGAUGAAGAUGAAAAACAGGCUCAUCUUUUCAAUAGUGAGGACAGUAAUCAGUCCUGGAGGGAGAAACAAGAGAGGUAUGAAACAGCUGAAGCCAACAACACUCGACGAUCAGUCUCAGCAGAGGAUGAGUCUUGCCAACCACCAGAAAACAUUGAUGGGAGCUCCCAAGCAAUUGGAGGACAGGAACAUGCCCGCAAGUUAAGUGAAGCUCGUGAUCGGAGAGAGAAGGCUCGAAGAUUUGGAUCUUUCACAAGGAUGCCAGAUCUGCAAAGAGUUUGGGCCCCAAAGCAGCUUAAAACUGUAAAAACAAAGUAUGACGAUCAGAAGGAACUGAAAAGAAAAGAGCGGAAAAAAGGUCGCGAUAGUGUAGUAUACGAAACACCAAUGAGUGGAAGAUGGUCAUUCUCUCAAAGUGCUGGCGAUGAUGAUGAAAAGCUAAAAGGAAGCUCUUCUUCUGUUUCCAAGGCUCUCUUUCAAGAUUGGUGAUCAAAUUGCACCAGUAUUGUAGCUAUGAUACUCAUUGGAGGAACACUGUUGUAGAAAUAUGAAGCAUGCAAUCUCUAAUUAGAGUGAAAAUCAAAGCAUGAUAUUUAACUUUGUUGAAUUAUUUUUCAGAUAUAGAGAACGUUUCCCGCA